AUAGUUAUUUCGGAUUUCAAACAUUUCGGUUGAGCAUCACUGAAGAGACAUUAUAUGUCGAAAUGCGCAUCUGGUGCAUCAAAAUUGGUACCGUAUAAGUUUUACAUAAAAACAAAAGUUUUUGCAAUAAUAUUUAUGAUUGAUUCUUAUAGUUUAACGUUAUGGUCACCUUCAUUACUGACGUACGGAAAGUUGAAUUCAAAAUGAUGAAAUGAACCCGGCACCCAGUGUUAGACUAAAUGUGAAAGGAAACCUUCAAACACAAGAUGUUGCCCAUGGUGUCGACAUCAAACCUGGCUAUAGCGAGCCUUUAGGAAAGCCAAGCUGUCGAUGCCGCCCUUUGUGAAGACUUGGGUUGUAAUCAUUUGCUUACUGAUUGUGAAGGAAUGCUCAGGGAACCCAUUGCCUGAAAGGAGCCAGCCGUAUGCAGUGGAAUCGGAGAAAUCCGAACAACAGUAUGCACUGCCCGAGGGAGACGAGGACGGCAUACCAGACCUUCGACCGUUUCUCCAAGACAAAGUCCCCGACGGCCCCGUCAACAGCAUGAUUCCUGAACUGCAUAGACAAGGAAGACAUAUAAAUCAUGAUGAAGAGUUGGUUUCCGAUCGGAGGUUACAUUUAACACGGACAAGUGAAGGAAGAAAUUAUACAAGUGAACAUAACAUAUCAAGAGAAUUCAUUUUCUCCAAUAUCUCAAACCAAGAAGAGACACACCCCUCAGAAUUUAAUUUUACGGACGAAUCACCGAGAAGUUCAAACAAACUUCACCAAAACAUUCUCCAGGGAAAUGAAAGUGUAAAUAUUCUAGGCGGAGAAAACGAGAUUAGGCAUCGAGAUCAACCACAAAAUUUAAACUUCGGUCGUUAUGAACAGCAAGAACUUAUCCCGAUUGUAAAACGCACCGCAUGGCCAUCUCUUUCUUCUGAAACACAAAAUGCAUCGUUACCGCUUGGGAACACUCGUCCAGAAGCGUCUGAAACUAGCAGAUUAUCUCAAAGCGAAAUCAUGCAUGAAAAUGAUACUAAUCUUGAGGGCCUAAAAUUGAACAAUAACGAAUUAAACAUCGAAAAUAAUGGUAACACAAGAAACGUUAGCACAUUCGCAACUUCCAUAGAGGCACCUAAUUCAAAUAGAGUCUUACCAGAUGUUGAUCCCGAUCAUGAAACUUUUGUGGGGCCGAAAGUAGAAAGUGAACGAAAUGGAACCGAGAACAGAAGUGCCAGUGAGAACUUUAUCGAAAACAGGCGAAACACACCGCCUAUACCAGAAGAACAUGUCCCUUUAGCCACAAUUCAUAUCCCAGUGGAAAACCCUGAACCUCUGGAGUCUGUGAACAUUACAGAUGAAAAUGUUAGCCUCAGAAACACAACCUUAAUAGAACCUACGUACAGCAAGGAAAAUAAAUAUCGAACCAAAGGCAAUGUUCCCGAAAUGACUUUACCACAGAAAGAACCUGAUCAUCAGGAAAUUACAGAGUCAAAUCCUUUUCCUCGGACCUUUACACCCGACUCUGAACCCUUUCCCGAUGGAUCCAUUAGGCGGAAAACGACUACUCAAAACGCGCGUGAGGAAGUUUUACGAACUACAGCAUUUCCUCAAGAGCCUGUCAUUCACGAGAUAACCGAGAAGAGACCUUUCCUUAUAUCUACUACUCCUAGAACAAUUCCCACUGAACAGAUAAUCGACAGACAUACAACAUCAAUAUCAGUCCACGAGAUAACCGAGAAGGGACCUUUCCUUAUAUCUACUACUCCUAGAACAAUUCCCACUGAACAGAUAAUCGACAGACAUACAACAUCAAUAUCAGUUGAAGUAAUACCAACAAAAAGUUUUUCUGUAACCAAUUUAUUCACAAGCAGAAGGAUAUCUGAACCAAUUGAACCAGUUUAUAUUAGUACAAGGCUACCUGGUGAAAAUGGCAACGGAAUCAGUAGAAGUUACCCUCCAAGCGAAAUGGUGCCGGAAAUGACCAUGAAGUCACCAACACAACACAUAAAUUCGGAACCAACUGAACCAUUUUUGGAAAAAACGACACCUGUAAACAAUAUUGCAACGAAUUAUCCAAGGAACAGUGAGGAAACGCAAUACCCGCAUGAAACCGUGCCUCAUGUUACCCUACACAUUCCGACCGAGCCAAUGGAGUUUCCAUCAUCAACUACAGUUUUACCGAAGACAGAGUCACCAUUGCUAAACGGAAACACAAAUCCGACCACUGCCAGAUUGGUAACGGAAAUGAAUAGCAGUCAAACAACGAAAAAACGUGAAGAGAUGGCCAGCAUUUCAGCUGCAGCUGGAGAGAGCAGAACAACAAUCCGUGUAUCUGAUAGAGCCACAACACAAGUCAGUACUCCAGAAAUAAUAUCUCAUAGCAGUGCAUCGCACAACAAUAAUGAGUCCGUUCCCAACUCUACCACAGAACUCUUGAAGUCAACAUCUGCAUAUUCUAAUACCAGUAGCACCAUCCCCAUGGUCAGUGACAGAACUUCAAUGAACAGAUCACCUAUGUCGCUCUUUAACAACACAAGUUCAUUAAAAUUAGAAACCACAACAGCACUUACUUCUGCUAAGACAUCAACUGACAUUCACAAUAAUUCUGCACCAACGGAUAAUUAUUUCAAAACUUCACCAAGUCGGCUCAGUAGUAGUCGAAAAAUUUCUGUUUUAUCUGACAUGACCUCAACAAUGGAAAUACCAAAAUCAAAUAUUCCUUUGUUUUCUGAAAGUAGUAGAGCAGACUUGCCUACCUAUGGUCGAACAUCUGUCUCUCCCAGUACAUUUACACAGGAAGAGAGCAAACGCACAGAGACACCAAAGUUCAGUCACACAGUUUCACAUCUUGCGACUGCUUCUGUCUCAAAAACCACUCUUCCGUCGACUGGAUCUUCUACAUACAACGUAAACAUGCAUCGACCACAUCAGACAAUAUCAACCACACCUAAGAAACAAAGAACUUAUGCUCCAACGACCAAGAAGCCCACAGAAACCCCGAAACCGAAUGAAAAACCUGGAGACACCCAUUCAACACCGUUAGUGGUACCUCCCAUGUACAUUAGUAUGCAAUUCCGUAUGACUCUGAAGGAGUUCUGCUCAGGAAAAUCGAUAUUUCUGGAAGACUUUACAGGUAUUAUCAAACAAAAAAUUAAUAAGGACUUAGAGGAAACCCAAAUAAAGUUCAUUAAUCAGGUGUGUUAUGAACGAGAAACAGAGAACAAACUGGAGUCUGGAAAGAAAGAUUUAACAAUCGUGACAGUAGAUUUAUAUGUCGCCGAUAUCAACGGACAAAUUGAUAUCAAAUUGACUGCCGAUACUUCGGAAUUUAUCAAGAAAGGCUUUCUUAGCUCCAAGUCACGUUAUGGCCGAAAGCUCGUGAAUGUCCAUCUCAUCACUUCAAACACAAAUGUAAACUUGAAAGACGAGUCGGAAGAGGGUCUCAGCUCAGGGAUGACAAUCGCCAUUAUCAUUGUUAUAAUAGGAGGCAUCUGCUGCAUUUGUCUGAUUAUACUACAGAUUUUGAUGCACAGACGACACGAUAAGCACCAUCGAAACUUUCUACCAGGGUCCAAUCGUUUUUCUCUAAGAAGCCUUGACUCCAUCGCACUGAAUGCUGUACCAAAAUCGAGGCCACACAGCGGGUUUUGGAACCCUGGUUUGGACAACGACGAGAGUGCUCCGUCUUCCUUUUCCAACUCCCUGGGCUUCAACAGUUUAUCGAAUAUGACACGAGAUAUGGUUGAAAUAUACAAAGAGUUUGAAAGGCUUCCUUCCGAAAUGCCAAGUUUGAGUUGUGUCCCUAUUGGAGCGGAGGAUAAAAACAGAUUUGCCAACGUCAUUCCGCUAUCACAUUCCCGAGUAAAAUUAAAGAAAUUACCACAUGAAGAACAUUCCGAUUACAUCAAUGCUAAUUUCAUAACGGGAUACAAUGGCGACGUACACGCCUACAUCGCCACACAAGAGCCAUUGUCCAACACCAUUGGAGAUUUUUGGAGAAUGGUGUGGGAACAGCAGUCCCGUGUCAUCAUCAUGCUGACCGCUGUGAACGAAACUUCACAGCCAAAAGAUGCGGCCUACAUACCUGACACAGAGGGAAUUAAUGGACGAGUGCGAUAUGGUGAUUUGGUCCUUGUAUUGAAAAAGAAGGAAGUUAGACAAGAAUAUAUCAUGUCGUUAUUAGAGAUCAAAGACAUAGAGAACAACCUAAUGCGGGAAAUUCGACACUUCUGGUUCACCAGCUGGUCUGUGGAUUCCAUUCCAGAACCAGUAUCUGUGAUCAAGCUUAUCCUAGACACACGGGUACAUUACGAAGACAGUGGGGCUCCGCUCAUCGUACACUGCAGUUCAGGCACAGGGAGAACUGGAGCUUUGAUCGCCACUGAUAUCUCUAUGAGGUCCUACGAAAACAAAAGAGUGGUUGACAUUUUGGGAUGCGUCAACAACAUGCGCAAAGAGCGCGCAGGUGUUGUCCAAAACAAGGAACAAUAUGCCCUUAUUUACAAGACUCUGAAUGAGUAUGCAGUGAUUAUGGGUAGCCCUAGGCUGGCGCCGACUUCAUCUUCAGCCAUUCAGCUACAACACAUGUUGUAAAAACUACCAUCACAGAUAUAUAACAAUAUUAUAGUCAUAUAAUAAGGACGGACAGCUCCAGAAUUUUUUAUAGAAUGUAUAUCACCGAGUAUCAUUUUGUGAAUAUUACAAAGUUCAACUGCAUUAAGUUUCAUUUAGUUCAUCAUAUCGCAUUAUUACAUUUAACAUUCAUUCUUCAAAUGUGUAUAUUUAAAUGAUAUUGAAAGGCGUGACGCCCUGGCUUUGUAACAAUGACUUUAUAACGAAGUUCCUCUGCAUGUCUUUCGUUACACUUAUUCUCCGUCUACCCUGUUUUAUAUCAACUAAAGUUAAAUUGCAAGAAAUAGCAAUUAUUCGGUGAAUUAGAUUCAGUGUGUCUGCGGGGAAACCAAACUGCAACAUGUAUAAACAUUUACCAAGCUAUGUUCACAGAGAAUGUUUAUAGUCCCUCACCCUCAUGGUAGUCAUCAGUAUAUAGAUGUAAAUCACACAUGUAGUGUAUGUCGAUAGACGCUGCUGGGGAAUGUGCAAUUUUCGUGUACCCUUUUUUUAUUUACUUCGAGAUCAUGAAAUACUCAUCGCGAUGUUUGUUUGAAAUAUUGAUUUAAAUAAGAUGUUGUGACAUUUUUACACUUUGUCGUGUCAGAAUCAUUCCACAAUACCGAUGGAUUGUUCAUAUAAUGCAUAUUCUUGUAUAAUGAGUUGAAUGAUUGCAAUGUAAUUUUGUUAGUUCAUUAAAUUUAUUUCUUGUU
This is a messenger RNA of Ostrea edulis (European flat oyster), 5312 nucleotides long. RefSeq lists its product as uncharacterized. NCBI's taxonomy places the organism in Eukaryota, Metazoa, Mollusca, Bivalvia, Ostreida, Ostreidae. The coding region runs from base 331 to 4581 and encodes 1416 amino acids. Gene Ontology annotation, molecular function: protein tyrosine phosphatase activity. Gene Ontology annotation, biological process: protein dephosphorylation. The record is from RefSeq and is a predicted model, not a curated record. The transcript has 13 exons.